Messenger RNA from Baudoinia panamericana UAMH 10762, 2388 nucleotides. RefSeq lists its product as uncharacterized. NCBI's taxonomy places the organism in Eukaryota, Fungi, Ascomycota, Dothideomycetes, Mycosphaerellales, Teratosphaeriaceae. The transcript is spliced from 3 exons. The coding region runs from base 218 to 2104 and encodes 628 amino acids. The record is from RefSeq and is a predicted model, not a curated record.
UUGCAUGGUUGUUCUUGGAUUUCUCCAUCCAUCUGUCGGGUCGACGAUGCAGCCAGCCCCGCAAAUACCAGCACGAUACCCGAGGGACCGUCAGAGCACCUUUGUCGCUUGCGGGCAAUGGCAAUAUGGCGCGACAAAAGUUGAGUUCGGCAUUGCAAUGUAGGCCAGGAUAAGUUCUGGCGUCUUUUAUUGCAGGUAGAAGCGUACUUUGGCCAGAAUGGGCUCCAUUCAACGCCCCGUCCGAAUCGCCAACUGUAGCGGUGCUGUCCCUGACCCUGGCGAUCAUAUGCUGAACCAAGCGAAAUAUGGACAAGUGGAUGUCAUAACGGGAGACUAUCUGGCAGAGAUCAAUCUCGGCAACGACGCAGAAGCUUACGCCAAAGGCGGACAUCCCGGGUGGAUUCCAACGGCAUGGGAUGGUAUCCAGAAGACCGUCGACAUAGCAAACGAGAAGCGGAUCAAGAUCGUCAUCAACGGCGGCGGGCUGAACCCGAAAGGCCUGGCCGAAAAAACGCACGAGCUUGUGCAAUCCAAAGGCCUGAAGCUGACGGUAGCCUACGUCCACGGCGACGAUUCUAUGCACAAGAUCCACGAUCUCCUGGCCAAGGAUGAAGCUCUUCCUCAUCUCGACAAGGCCAACUCGAACGUCCAGCUUGCGAAGGAUACCAAGGAAUUCAUCGGCCAUCCCAGUGAGAUGCCGAUUGUGAGCGCUAAUGCUUAUCUUGGCAUGCGGGCGAUUAAGCGUGGCCUGGAUGAAGGCGCUGAUAUCAUUAUCUGUGGUCGUGUUGCCGAUGCCAGUCCGGUCAUUGGCGCGGCAGCGUGGUGGCAUCGAUGGCGGGAGACGGACUAUGAUGCCCUCGCUGGUGCGCUGAUUGCAGGCCACUUGGUUGAAUGCUCGACGUACAUUACCGGCGCGAACUUUGCGGGCUUCUUCAAGCAUGACAUCUCUGAGCUGUUAAGCCUAGGUUUGCCGAUCGUUGAGAUUGAGGCGAGCGGCGACUGUGUCGUGACGAAGCACGAUGCAUUGAACGGCUUCGUCAACGCGGACACUGUGAAGUGUCAGCUUCUCUACGAGCUUCAGGGGAGUAUAUACUUGAACAGCGAUGUCAAGGCCGACAUCACCCACGUCCGCGUUGAGGACGAAGCCAAAGACCGCGUGCGUGUGUCAGGCACGAUCGGUGCUCCGCCGCCGGCGACGACCAAGCUUGCGGUCUUCUACAAGGGCGGAUGGCAAUGUGAGAUGGUGGUGAAUGCGACUGGCUAUGCGACCCAGAAAAAGUUCCAACUGCUAGAAGCGCAAUUGCGCGGAAAGUUGAAGGAUUGGGGUGUUCUCGACAAGCUGGAUAUCGUAGACUUUCAAUGGGUGGGCCGGCCGGAGGCCAAUCCUACCUGUCAGCUCGCCUCCACCACGUACCUACGAAUAUUCGCACAAUCACGGGACCGAGACGCCAUUGCAAAGGUCCUGCCGGCACUCGGUUACAAUACAAUGCAACACUUUGCAGGCUUCCAUUCGUCCCUCGACUACCGGACUGCAGCGCCUCGACCGUUCCUAGGUUUCUACCCGGCUGUCAUUGACCAAAGCGGGCUGGAAGAGAGCAUCAACCUCAUAGAUCAGACGUCUGGGAAAGUACGCAAGAUCGUGGUGGGACCGCCGAAGAAGACCGAGCCGAUCCAAGACCGAGAAGACUACGAGCCCACAGAUCCGGUUGACCUUCGCACAUUCGGCGAGACGAUCAUGGCACCGCUUGGAGACAUCGCGCUUGGUCGUUCCGGUGACAAGGGCGCCAACGUUAACUGCGGUCUUUACGUCCAUAGCGACGAAGAAUGGGACUGGCUACGUUCCUUAAUGACGAAAGCGCAGAUGCGCAAGAUGAUGGGGUCUGACUGGCAAGAGUGGUACCACCUUGAGCGCUGCGAGUUCCCGGACAUUAAAGCCGUCCAUUUUGUCGUCUAUGGUCCUCUGGGGAGAGGCGUGAGCAGCUCGAAGAUACUGGACGCUCUUGGCAAAGGCUUCUGUGAGUGGAUCCGAGCUGUACAUGUGCCAAUACCCAAGAGAUUCCUUGGACAGAAAGGAGAUGUAGCGAAGUACCACGCCCGUAUGUGAGGAGGUGGGACGUGACACUUAAAGCAUGUUUUCCUCUGAGGGUGGUCCAGACGGUCUCUGGGGUGUGGCGCCGCAAGCGGAGAUAGGAGGAGGCUCUCGUGUUUGCGCCAUCAAAUCUUGUAGACUUUCGCAAGAAACCUGCUCUGCAGAUCUCGGUAUUACACAAGCAGAAGUUGCUCGCAUCAAAAGGAGGACGGGAACUCAGGCAAAUCUCUCAUGCAAAAGGUUCCAUUUCUGGAUCUCUCCAGACGGAAAAGCGCAGGGCUGGUGAGAUCAAGUAAGAC